Messenger RNA from Bactrocera neohumeralis, 1078 nucleotides. RefSeq lists its product as uncharacterized. Lineage: Eukaryota; Metazoa; Arthropoda; Insecta; Diptera; Tephritidae. The coding region runs from base 25 to 957 and encodes 310 amino acids. The transcript has 3 exons. The record is from RefSeq and is a predicted model, not a curated record.
AUCAGUUGCCUCCCAAAAAUCAAGAUGAGCAGAAGUCUCGGUAAAUUAACGCUGGUACUACUCGUGAUGUGCUGUGCAUACAGCGUACAGUGCGAAAUCACAAUUCUUCCCGACGUGCUCUACUACAACAUAACAACAACGCCACGUGCCGAUCUCUUUUACUUGCACCACCAGCGGCAAUUCGCGAUCAAUGUGAAGGAACUCGAACAGAGCUUGGUUGACUUCAGGGCCAAAUAUUACGCACGACUCGACGUUAUCGCCUACAAUAUAGAACUGUUGGAAACCAAAUUGGAAGAGGUGGACAACAAGUUGAAUCCGCUCGUGCUGCUGGACGAUAUCAAUGAUUAUUGUGUGCAUAAAUAUCGCGCCAAAUUGCCGCAGAUCGCACAGUUGACCGUCAAAAUGAAGGAAUGCACGUUGAAAGGCAACAAUGCAUAUGCGGGUAUUGUGUCGGGCGCAGAGGCGACCGUGCGCAAUCUAAAAAGUUACUACACCAGCACUUUCGCAACGGCUGUGAAUGACUGUAGGAAGAAGAAUGCGGGCCACUUCACCGAGAGCAAUUACACGCAAUGCAUCUCGACGGCGGUGGCGAAUGCCGCCACGAAGACCUACGCCGACACGAAUGUUUUCGAAAAUCAAAUGAAGGCGGCCGAAUGCAAUGCGGCUAUGAAAAUACGUGAAGUCUUCGAUUGCUACAAUUUGCAAGUGUUUCCAACGUUCAAGACCAUUGGCGAGGUUAUGGGCCUGGUGGAAAACUGCAUUGCCGGUCAGGAAUUCUGUCCCACUUGUGGCGAUGAUACGGCGCUUACUAAGGGUCGCUGUCCAUAUCACAUGAGCUGGCAUCUAGCCGAUAGCGAUUUGUCGAGCGAGAAGAUAAAUAAUCCCUUUAAGGGAAUCACUAAAACGACACCCUGUUUGCAAGUGAAUUUCAUUACCAAGGGUAUUGCGGUAAAUUAAGCACGAUUUUCGUUUAUUCUGUAACUUAUUUUAUGUAAUGUGGUUAUAAUUUGUGUUCAGAAUUAUGUUAGGUUAUUAAUUUAAUGUUUUUAAUAAAGAUUAUUUUUUGUAAAUAAAGAAA